This is a messenger RNA of Anneissia japonica, 2277 nucleotides long. Its product is annotated as acid-sensing ion channel 1A-like. Bases 113 to 1666 code for a protein of 517 amino acids. The record is from RefSeq and is a predicted model, not a curated record. Gene Ontology annotation, biological process: sodium ion transmembrane transport. Gene Ontology annotation, molecular function: ligand-gated sodium channel activity. The transcript is spliced from 11 exons. Gene Ontology annotation, cellular component: membrane. NCBI's taxonomy places the organism in Eukaryota, Metazoa, Echinodermata, Crinoidea, Comatulida, Comatulidae.
AAGAGAAACUCAUACGACGGCCGUACGACCGUCAGCCGACAAGUCUAUCUAUCUAUGCUCUAUGGGAUUGCGAAUUAAAAUAAAAUCAAAGUUCCAAAGUUAAUCAGACAAUAUGUAUUCAGUUGUUGUUCCCGUGGUUGUUAGAACAUCUAACUCGAAGGACCACCAGGCGGAUCUUGAUCGCAGUGUCUUAAAACGUUUGGCAAAGGAAAAGUACGACGGCCGAAUUAACAAAGCGUUCCUCCCCGAAGUGGAAUACAUUCCCCCGGGUGUGGUGCCAGAAGAGCCAGUGAUUACUUCAAAAGAGAUUCGAAAUCCUCGCGACCAAGAGAAGAUGGACAUGGCAGAAGUUGUUCAGACGAUAAGGCAAACGCGAAAGGCACUCUCAUUGUGGAAAGCUUUGAAGGUUUACAGUGAAAAAAGCAGUGUUAUUGGCCUUAGCUAUAUAGCAGACACCAACUCAAAGACAUCUAGAAAAUUCUGUUGGCUGUCUUUGCUUAUUUUCGGGUUGAUCAUGCUUACCAUACAACUUUGGGUUGGUGUUGAGCAUCUCAUGUCACGCCCCAUACUCUCUGUCGUCAAGGUGGUCUAUGAGCCCAGCCUUGAGUUUCCCGCAGUGACAAUUUGUAACUUCAACAUGUUCAGGAAAAGUUAUAUUAAUGGUCUAGGCCAUGACUAUGUUGACUACAUUCACAAACUUCAUUCGGGCGAGCAUGGCGUUUCAUUCGAUAAAGUCAACCACAUAAAUAUGACGGCAUUUUACCUGGCGGCUGGGCAUCAGAAAAAGGACAUGGUCAAGCUAUGUGAGUGGCAGGGCCAGCAAUGCUCAGCCGAUGACUUCGAAUCCAGUCUGACAGAUUUCGGCCUCUGUCAUACUUUCAACUCCGCAUUAAAUACUCCGAAAGUCGUCUACAACAAGGGUGCAAGGUUUGGUCUGCGACUUCAGCUUGAUCUUGAAGUUGACGAGUAUAUGGUAGGGCCUCGUACGUCAGUCGGCUUUAAAGUACUACUACACCAUCAACUGGACAUUCCGAGGGGACUUGCGAACGACCUCGGUUUUGUGGUCGGGCCUGGCACGUACAAUGUGGCCGAAGUUCACGUUUCCAAGAUUUACAACUUGGAAGCCCCAUUUGGAGACUGUGGUAAUAGAACGCUCGACCACGUGACGCCUUAUUCUAUUAUGGGAUGUUACCUGGACUGCCAGACAACAUUUAUCACAGAAAAUUGCAAAUGCAAGGACGCGUUUAUGCCAGGGGAUUUUCCGGUUUGUUCACCAUCGCAAGAGUACGUUUGCUCCAAACCCAUGAUGGACGAAUACGUUGAACAGGUUGACCGUCAUUGCUCCUGUCCCGUGCCGUGUACCAGGCACUUGUACGUCCCCAGGGUAUCAUCAAGUGCCUUCCCGGCACCCCCAUAUUAUGAGACACACAUUCAACGACAAUACAACAUGUCAAGUGAAGAUUUUGCGAAAAGAAGCCUCCUAGAACUCGUGACGUAUUUUGAAGAUCUUAAGUUCACAGAAACAACACAAAAAGCAGCGUAUAAAUGGUACAAUCUGCUAGCGGACAUUGGUGGAUCGAUGGGAAUAUUCCUGGGCAUAAGUAUUUUGUCAGUUUUUGAAUUCAUAGACUACAUGUUCCGCCACUUUCAUGCAAGUACUGAAUAGGGCCUAUAUUUAGAUAGGCCCAUAUCGUGUGUGUGUGUAGAUGGGCGAACGUAUCUACAACAGCCAAUCAAUAUAAGGCUUACCAGCAAGAAUGUUGGGGAAAUGAAUUUCCGGCAAGAUACAGUAGACCAAGUCGAAGACGUAUACGACACAUGUUCGCAUACGUGCAAAGGACAAUUAUAAGCCAAGCCUAGCUAGGUGUAGAACGAGUUCAAGUUCAAGUUUCUCUUUAAUGUCACGUAAAAGUUCACAUGAAAUUCUCUUUCCAAGGUUAAGAAGCAGUACACCAUAUACACAAAUAUAAAUAGAUAAAAGUUGUUACAGUUGUUCACUAUAACGACUCCUUGUUGGGCACAAUAGAAUUUUCUUAACCGAGAGCUGCGCUUGGGACGGCAACGUACUCUACAGUCAGGCUCCGGAGGAAAAAAAAUUGUUGUACAAUAUAUGUUGUACAACUGAUUUUUUUCUAAGACAAAAACAUCAUAUUUGACGAAAAACUUAAAAACGGUUAAUGAUUUGAAUAUUUAAAAAAUAGGGGAAAAGUUGGGCGGGCUGGAACCUAGUGCUUCGUUAGAAAUCUUUAAAGAAUGCCAGACAAGACGUCUAUACCG